Molecule: messenger RNA, 609 nt
Organism: Penicillium roqueforti
Lineage: Eukaryota; Fungi; Ascomycota; Eurotiomycetes; Eurotiales; Aspergillaceae
Exons: 2
Coding region: 1-609 (202 amino acids)
Source: RefSeq, a predicted model, not a curated record
AUGUCCCGCGCAAAGACUGGGGUCAGAUGCCCUUCUCACAGCGAUGUCAUCCUACCGAUGCAGGACCCCUACAUGACUCAAAUCGCCGACGGAAGAAAGAACUACGAGUUUCGAAAAUAUUGCCUCAGACCCAGUGUGAAACGAAUCUGGUUUUAUCGGACUGCUCCGCACUCCAGCAUCACCCAUGUCUGCGAAACACGGUUCGCCCGGACGCGGAAUGCCGGUGAUGCUCCACUGGAAGAAAACGGGCUGGGUAAUGCCGAAUUCAACAAUAAGCACAAAGACUGGGAUGGCUACGAUUUCGCUUACGAAAUGGUUACUGUCCGUGAGCUCCGGCUGCCCAUCACGUUGAAGGAGAUGAAGGAGAAGCAUGACUUCAAAUUGGCACCGAGAGGUCUUGUCUAUCUGUCCAAGUCGAUUAGCGUUAGUGUCGAUUUGAAUCAACAGAAGCUAUUGCUCGAUAGGAGAAACUUAUGCUUCGAAUGGCUCAGAUCAUCCGAUAAUUGUGAAAGGUUUUGCAUACAUCAUAAAAGAGCCAAUCUCAUUGUUCCCGUACUCAGUAAUCUGAACAUCAACAAAUCUCUCAUCCUUAUACUCUUGAUUUCCUAA